Molecule: messenger RNA, 768 nt
Organism: Anopheles coustani
Lineage: Eukaryota; Metazoa; Arthropoda; Insecta; Diptera; Culicidae
Product: NADH dehydrogenase [ubiquinone] 1 alpha subcomplex assembly factor 2
Exons: 2
Coding region: 150-599 (149 amino acids)
Biological process (GO): mitochondrial respiratory chain complex I assembly
Cellular component (GO): membrane
Source: RefSeq, a predicted model, not a curated record
CUUCACUCGAAAAUACCGGAGUGCUAUAUUUAUAUAAUUGAUACAUUAUUUCGCCAUUAGAAAUCAGAAUUAUUGGUAGUCUCAAAGCAAAGCGGUGUUAUAGAAGAAGUGAUCUACCGUGUUUGUGCUUAUUGGAAAUUGCACUCACAAUGGCCGGUGGCCCACCGACUCGCAAUUUGUUACGCAUUGCUUUCGACAACUUUCUGAAAUCGUUCCGCCCGCGUCAGAUCAAAGGUAACUACGUCGGGGAGGACUACUUCGGUAACAAGUACUAUGAAAUACCUCCGGACCCGUCGGUUGGUAGACGCAGGGCUUCGCGAUGGUUCGAACCGACGGCCAAGGAAGCAUACGAUCAGGAAAUUACCGCCGAGUGGGAAGCGUGGCUGCGAGGCCGAAGGAAAGAACCACCAACCCAGCAGGAACUGUUGAAAAAUUUGGCCAUCAUCAAAAUGAAGGAACGAAACGCAGCUGAACUCGAGGCAAAGUACAGCAAAACGAAGGACACCGCGGCCCUGGAGCAACCAAAAACCGGCAUGGGAUCGUUUCCUCAGUACGACGAGUACGAAGUCAUGCCCGGCAAAGGAAAGCAUGAAAAGUGAAACACUCGCUCGCCGCGGAAUUUUAUUCUGUGACAGUAGUUAUACUAUAUUUCCUUCAAUCGCUAUUAGACAAAAGAAGCAAGCUUCUUUCCCUGUCUUGUUGUAUAUACAAUGAAAUUUAUAAUAUAAUAGGAGAGCGAUGAGUGGCGCUCAUGUUUGUUGAUUGAAU